UACACUAAAGAGUUUGCCGUAAAAAUGCAAAGGAACAAAUGGAGCAUGCACACUUGCACAGAAGAGAGUAGCGUGAAAGACGAGUGAUGGAUGUUUUAACGGACUAAAAGCUAUAAGUGACGCUGUUAUUGAUCAUAAAUAAAGACCUGGUCCUGUGGGUCUCAGUAUCAAUGAUCACAGUUCACACCUACAGUGAAGCCCCUCCCACAACAAUUCACCUAUAAAUACUGGAGAAUAUUCACAUCAUCCUACAAGAGAAGAACAAACUCCAGGUGCAGCAGCUGAAAUCUGUGAUUGUUAAAGAUGGAGUUUAUUAAAGAGGAGAUUGAAGACAUGAGUUAUUCAGAACCAUCCAGAAUAAAACAUGAAGAUACUGAGGAACAAACAGACUCGACUGAAGUAAAACCGCAAAGAAUGAAGCUGAAAGAAGAGGAGGAGUGUUGUAAAAUCAAAAUUUCAAGAAAAAAAGCCAAACAGCUGCACACAUGCCCUCAGUGUGGAAAGAGUUUUACUGCAGCAGCAAGUCUCAGUUAUCAUCUGCAUGUUCACUCUGGAGAAAAGCCAUUUAACUGUGGUAAAAAGUUUCAUGCAUCAUUCAAUGUAAAAAAACAGAAGAAAACACAUUCAGACGAGAAGCCUUACUUGUGUUCUUUCUGUGGGAAGGGUUUUUCAAGGCUGGACAAUUGUAAACAGCAUCAGAAAACACAUAAUGAAGUGAGAGCUCAUGUGUGUUGUGAGUGUGGGAAGAGCUUUACUGCAGCUGCCUUUCUGAAACAGCACCAAAUGAUUCACACUGGAGAAAAAUCUUACAAGUGCUCAUUUUGUGACAAGUGUUUCACUCAGUCUGGAAGCCUGAAAAGGCAUGAGCGACUUCAUACUGGAGAGAAGCCGUAUCACUGUACUCAGUGUGGAGAGAGUUUCAAACAUUCAUCAGGUCUCCGAAAUCAUCUGCACAUUCACUCUGGAGAAAAGCCAUUUAGCUGUGAUCAGUGUGGAAAAAAGUUCAUUUCUUCAUCAACUCUAAAAAAACACCUGACAGUUCAUUCGGGUGAGAAGCCUCAUGUGUGUUCUUACUGUGGAAAGAGUUUUAAAAGCCUGCACAGUUGUAAACUGCACCAGAAAACACAUAAUGAAGUGAGAGAUCAUGUGUGUUGUGAGUGUGAUAAGAGCUUUACUACAGCUGGCCACCUGAAGCAGCACCAAAGAAUUCAUACUGGAGAAAAACCUUACAAGUGCUCAUAUUGUGACAAGAGUUUCAUUCAGUCUGGAAACCUGAAAGGUCAUGAGCGAGUUCAUACUGGAGAGAAGCCGUAUCACUGUACUCAGUGUGGAAAGAGUUUCACUCAGUCAACAACUCUAGUGACUCAUAUUAAAAAGCAUUGUUCUGUGUCAGAGUGAGCAAAUGUUUUCUACAGAUUCAAUCAUUCAACUAAAUAU
Molecule: messenger RNA, 1437 nt
Organism: Sinocyclocheilus rhinocerous
Lineage: Eukaryota; Metazoa; Chordata; Actinopteri; Cypriniformes; Cyprinidae
Product: gastrula zinc finger protein XlCGF8.2DB-like
Exons: 3
Coding region: 304-1398 (364 amino acids)
Biological process (GO): regulation of transcription by RNA polymerase II
Molecular function (GO): RNA polymerase II cis-regulatory region sequence-specific DNA binding; DNA-binding transcription factor activity, RNA polymerase II-specific
Source: RefSeq, a predicted model, not a curated record